UGCCACCCCAGGGGAGCGCGGAUGCCCUCUAAGGGAGAGUUGUUUGGAGGGAGGGAGAUUUGCAUGUGGCUUCUCUUGGCUCCCUUUAGGAUUCUAUAGAUUUGCCGGUCCUCUUCCCUGCCUCCACCUGUGCCUCCCGCCUAUGGUGUGCCUGUCACACCCCAUCAGCUCCCUGGGAGGUUAUGAUCCGUUGUCAGGGCCACCCUAAAGGGGCAGGAGCCUUGCCUGAUAUUUCUCUGUGUCCUCGGCCUCACCCACGCGGCAUGGUGCUGGGGAGGCCUCGGAGACUCCUACUGAACAAAAGGAAUGAGGGUGCCUGUAUCACCUCCCCAGGGCUCCUUAACUUGCGGUUACACCUGGGCACUCCUUGGGGCAGGGGCUUCGUCUGGUCCAUAGGACUAUCCUCCAUAGGACAGUCGGGGUUCGCCCAGCUUCCUCCACGGGUGCGCUCUGGACCUGAUGGGUCUCGUCCGUCCUUGUGCCCGUGGCUUCAUUCGCUGAACGCAGGAGACCUCAGAAGACACGCGCUGAGUGAAGGAAACUCAGCUUCCGCGGAGCCCGGAGCGUCCCCUCUUAGAUCACCCCGACUACUGGUUCUCGCGUCCCGGAGCUCCUUGGUGUCUGAUCUGCACUGUCUGAUCUGCACAGGCUUCGGGAGGCGGACACUGAGCAGAAACAACGCCACGCCCGGCUCCGAGUGUCCCACGCUGCCACCACUAAAAUGCCCUGAUUUUUGGCCAUAUGUGACCUCCCUGGGUGGCACGGGCCCUAGGCACCCGUGGCUGUGCGCCUGGCUACCACCAGCUCAGGCCUCUGAGCCCCUGCACGGAAACCAUGGCCAGGGUAACCCCGGCCGGGCCGGUUCGCGCCCAGCCCGGUUCAGGUGACCAGGCGGGAGCUUGGCACACCUGGCGCCGUCCCCUGACCCCGCCCCGGACCGGGCCGCACCCCGGAACGCUCUCUCUGGGAGCCAGCGGCGGCGGUGCAGGGCCAUGGCGGCGGCGCCCGCGGUGUGCGCCUCGCAGGGGACCCCGCCGGGUGCACCGUCCGCGCCGGCGGCCGCGCCAGCACCCGCGGCCGGCCUGGGCCGCUGCCGGAUGGCGCUGCUGCUGGCCGUGGCGCUGGAUGUGGCGGGCAUGGCGGCGCUGCUGACUGGCGUGUUCGCGCAGCUGCAGGUGCGCGGCCGCGACUUCGGGGACCUGCUCAUCUACUCGGGCGCGCUGCUGGUGUUCCUGAGCCUGCUGGGCUGGAUCCUCUGGUACACCGGCAACAUCGAGAUCUCGCGCCAGGAGCUGGAGCGCGACUACGGCCUGCGGCCCUCGGCGCUCGCCCGCCUGGCGCGCAAGCUCUCCCGCCGCUGGUCGGCGCCCGCCGCCGCGGGCCAGCGCCCCGCGCCCGGCUCCCGGAGAGCGCGCCGAGCCGCCCGCGUGCCCCCGCCGCCCGCCGCCGGCUCCCGCCGCGUGCGCCUGCAGCUCGCCACGCUCGAGGCCGGGCCCGGGGCGGCGGGCGCGGGCAGCGAGUGAGGCCCAGACAACCCCUCGGCUCCAGCUGUCAGGACCAGACUGAGAUGUGCAGCUGCCCCAACAUCCGUGGCCAGACGGACGCUCCCUGUCCCCCCUCCCUCCUCACUUGGAUAAAAAGCAGAUUUGCCUUA
Gorilla gorilla gorilla (western lowland gorilla) is the source of this 1654-nucleotide messenger RNA. It is a transcript of the gene TMEM238, whose product is annotated as transmembrane protein 238. The record is from RefSeq and is a predicted model, not a curated record. Bases 993 to 1523 code for a protein of 176 amino acids. The transcript is spliced from 2 exons. NCBI's taxonomy places the organism in Eukaryota, Metazoa, Chordata, Mammalia, Primates, Hominidae.